GAAGUAACUGUCUUACACAUUUGUUUUAAAAAAAAUUGAGAGGUCGAGGUAGAGGUUUAAGCCUGGUUUAGAGAUAUUGUAGGUGAAUAUAACAAGGUAUGUCUUGUAAAAGGGGGCUAAUGUGAAGUUAUGCCACAUUUCCGUAUGUUUAUGGCUUUCUAAAACGAAAGGUAGGGGUGCUCUGACAAAAGCAGGUACUUCAAAACUAUUGCAUAUGUUGGUUAUGCUUGAUGUAUUUCCACUUCAAGAUAAAUUAGAAGAUCUGAGAAGACUGGGGGAUACAGUUGUGCAGGAGACAUGUAAAUAUGCCAGAGAAUCAAUGGAACAUCUUACGAUAGCAGUUACGGCAUACAUUUGCCUUUGUGUUGUCUUCUAUUUGGCAACUGUGUACUUGAAGAUCUCUCCAGAUUGUAGACAUUUGAGAACUGUAAAAAGAGUGUUGUUUGUGAUAGCCCAUCCAGACGAUGAGUGUAUGUUUUUUGGACCCGUUAUACUUAAACUAGCUCAACAGAGUGACUGUCAAAUAUUUAUAUUGUGCCUUUCAGAAGGGGAUUAUAAUCAAGAGGGAGUAGUAAGGAAACAAGAGCUGUGGGACAGCUGUAGAAUCCUUGGUAUUCCUGACAGCAACAUCACUUUAUGCAAAAAUUCAUACCUGCCUGAUGAUCCAGCAGUGAGAUGGCGUGAAGAUAUAGUGGCAAACCUUCUGUUAAAUCAUAUUGAAGCUUUAUCCAUAGAUACAGUAAUAACCUUUGAUAAACUUGGGGUCAGUCGGCAUCAAAACCAUAUAUCUAUAUUUUAUGCUACAGCAUACCUUUGUAUGGAACAGAAACUUCCAUCAUACUGCAAGGCAUAUGCACUGGAGUCCAUCAAUACACUGAGGAAGUACUCAGCAAUGCUGGAUAUUCCAAUAAGCUACCUCCUUUCUUCAUAUUGGUACAUUAUAUCACUCAGUGAUCGCAAGAUUCUGAAGACAGCAAUGGCUGCCCACCGUUCACAGUAUGUGUGGUUCCGGAAGCUCUAUAUGAAUUUCUCACGGUAUGCAGUUAUAAAUACGUUCAAGGAGAUUGAGAUUUUGGAUCUAGAACUGGAUUUAGAGCUGGAUGACUGAGUCAGCUUUGACUGUACAAAGGAGCAGACUGUGCUGCUAGUCUGUUUCAGCAUCUUCCAUCCAUAGGGGUGUGUCAUGGUUGUGCAGAUCCAUAUUAGGGGCUGAAGUAACACCAGAUUCUCUGUGUUCACAUUGAAUUGUGCUUGGUGGGCAAACCUAGUAAUGCUCCAUUCUGUAUGAUGAGUCAAGAUUUAUGGUAAAUUCUGGGCUUCUUGGUGCUUGAUUUUCCUACAGUAAAAAGUUCUAAAAAUAUUUCAGACAUUCAGUACAUAGUCCAUACAAGAAUUUAUAUUGUGCAUGUAUGCAUAAAGAAAGUGUUUUUGAAUUUUAAUAAGAAGUGAAUAUACUGUACUAAUUAAAAGAACUGUAUAUACAUAUAUACACCAAUUUAAAAAUGUGUCUCAUUUAUUAAAUAUAGAUGUUGCAAUGUAUUCUGAUGAAAACAAUUUGCUAUUACUGUCGUGGCAUCUCAGUGGUAUUCAUGAACUGCUCACUCUUGUGACAUGCACCUCAAAGGUGUAAAGGGGCACAAAAUUCUUGGUACAAGGCCCCUGCAUGAAAGUCAGCAGAUCUACAAAUUAAAGGAGUUCUUUUGAAGAGGUUUCCAAGAUAAAUUCUCAUUCAUUCUUACAACUGCUCCUGCACCCUUUUGCUGAGGAACCCAGAUAUACAUAGCAUCAUGAUCUUCCUCACUGUGUAGUCAGUGCGUGUCAAUUUAGCAGUUUGAAACUGUCACUAUCCUCUUCUAACAUAGACUGGGAAUGCUUUGAUUUUUGUUGUGAUAUCCAAAUAUACAUGUAUUCAUUAGCUGUAAUACAAGAAUGGUUUAGGGA
Molecule: messenger RNA, 1941 nt
Organism: Cryptotermes secundus
Lineage: Eukaryota; Metazoa; Arthropoda; Insecta; Blattodea; Kalotermitidae
Gene: PIG-L
Product: N-acetylglucosaminyl-phosphatidylinositol de-N-acetylase
Exons: 7
Coding region: 215-1108 (297 amino acids)
Biological process (GO): GPI anchor biosynthetic process
Cellular component (GO): endoplasmic reticulum
Molecular function (GO): N-acetylglucosaminylphosphatidylinositol deacetylase activity
Source: RefSeq, a predicted model, not a curated record